Messenger RNA from Penicillium manginii, 1932 nucleotides. RefSeq names its product AAA family ATPase CDC6. Gene Ontology annotation, molecular function: DNA replication origin binding. Lineage: Eukaryota; Fungi; Ascomycota; Eurotiomycetes; Eurotiales; Aspergillaceae. The transcript has 5 exons. The coding region runs from base 1 to 1932 and encodes 643 amino acids. Gene Ontology annotation, cellular component: nucleus. The record is from RefSeq and is a predicted model, not a curated record. Gene Ontology annotation, biological process: mitotic DNA replication checkpoint signaling; cell division; DNA replication initiation.
AUGACAGCGUCAAUCUUGGGCAAGCGCUCUCGUGUCGCCGACACCGAAGGUCUUCCGGUGCGCACUGCCAGCAAGCGCCGCACAGUCGCCCCUCGAGCUCCUCGUGACGUCGCCGCGCUUCCCCCAAAAUCUCUCCCUCGGACACGGUCCAGUGCGAGACUCGCGCACCAAGCAUCGCCGGCUCCGGACCAAGAAAACGAGGACGUCAAGCAGCUCGCCGAGAAGCCUCAAGUGAAAUCGAAAGCGAAAGCGAAACCCUCUUCUAAGCAUACUCUCCGCGAGGAGCCAACUAUACCGACUGUACAGGGUGCGUCUCCAACCAAGAUCAAAUCGCAUUUCCGCACCUCAAAGCUCGUGCUCGUCGAGGAAGAGAAAGUCGUCGAAGAGAAAAUCUUUGAAGAAAAACCCACAGAAGAGAAGGAAAUCGAGAAAGAAACCGACACUGCGGUUAAGACUGAAAAUGAUACCGAGAAUGAGAAACCGGCACCCAUUGAGUUCAAAACACCUCAAAAGUCCCGCUUCCGUGAUGCUUUACAACAAUCCCCCGUCACUCCUCGCCAUCGGGUACAGGCUCGCCAACUCUUCGCCCGUGGUGCCAACUCAGGUCGACUGGUCGGACGCGAUGCUGAGCGAGAGAAAGUGGCUACCUUCAUUGGCGAUUGUGUCAAGUCUCAGAAGGGCGGCUGCCUUUAUGAUAUCAACCUGUCCUCCGUCAAGGUAUCACACGUGAAUUGCGCGAGUAUGCGAAACGCCCGCGAUGUCUAUAGCCGACUCGUCCAAGAUUUCGGCGACCAGACAGAUAUGUUCAAGAAAAGUGAAGGUGACCGUCUGAAGGCCAUGUUUCUUCCAUCCAAGGUAGAAGGUCUUUAUCUGGUCUCUCUUGACGAAAUGGAUCAUCUCCUUACCGGAGACUCUGGCGUACUGCAAUCUUUGUUCGAAUGGUCAUUGCAAGCCAGGUCGAGCCUGAUCCUAAUUGGUAUUGCCAACGCCCUCGAUUUGACAGAUCGGUCCCUGCCACAGCUCAAGGCAAAGAAUUUGAAGCCCAAUCUUCUACCAUUUCUACCAUACAACGCAGCAUCAAUCGCCAAUGUCAUCACCAAUAAACUUAGAACUCUGCUCCCAGAUGGAGGAGAUUCGGAUCCCAAAUUUGUUCCUUUUCUGCAGCCGGCAGCUAUCCAGCUCUGCGCAAAGAAGGUUGCCUCGCAAACUGGAGAUCUUCGAAAGGCGUUCGAGCUUAUCAAGCGCGCAAUCGAUGCCAUCGAACAGGAAACCCAUUCAAAGCUCGAGAAGCAAGCUGCCGAUGCGGCCGACGCCUUGGUUCUUGCAGAGAAUAAGAAUCUUUCAACGACCCUUAAGCCUAUUCCCGCGCCUCGACCUCCUCUCAUGGCCAACUACAACUCUCUGACAGCACCUCGUGCCAGUAUUGCCCACGUCGCCCGCAUCACCACAUCCGCAUUCGGCCAGGGCACCAUCCAGAGACUCAAGGGUCUCAACCUGCAACAGAAAGCCGCAAUUUGCUCCCUGAUCGCCCUUGAACGUAAGCGCCGAGAACUCGAUAUCCCCAGCACACCGUCCAAAUCUCGAUCCGGAGCCCCAACUGUCAAACAAGCAUUCGAUACAUACUGUACGCUCUGCCGCAAUGACAAUAUCCUUCAUCCCCUCACCUCUACCGAGUUCAAAGACGUCCUCGGCAACUUAGAGACUAUGGGUCUCGUUGGUGACUACCAAGGUCGUGGUCGUGGUGGUACUCUCGGUGCCGGAUCUGAUGUCCGUCGAACACCCUCCAAGUCCGGCAGCGUGAUGUCCACGCCCCACAAAGGCAUGGAUGAACAGGGAAUCCUCUGUUUCGUCUCUCAAUCCGAAAUCGAGGGCCAGAUUGCGGGCCCUGGUGAGGGUAUCCUGCGCCGACUCCUUCGGGGUGAUGGUCUUUAG